This is a messenger RNA of Linum trigynum, 1088 nucleotides long. Lineage: Eukaryota; Viridiplantae; Streptophyta; Magnoliopsida; Malpighiales; Linaceae. The record is from the annotation of a GenBank genome assembly.
CUCAGAUUAAUACCCAACCAUUUUCUUGAUUUUAUACUAUUUAUAAAAUUAUCACCUCAAGAAAAUAUAUACUUUAAAACAAUUAUAAUAGUCAUAAUCUUGAUAAAGUACUGUUUUUGGCCCAUUGUCAAUUUCCAAAACAGUAGGGACUAAGCUGAUUUAACUGAUAAUAUGGGGGACUAAUCUGGCUAUUUUCUCGCAGACUGAAACAGAAUUAGCACCAUGGUACUUAUACUUUUUGAAUUUACGAUAUUAGUACCUAAAUUAUCAGAUUUGCGCCCCAACUCUCGGGACUCGUAUCUCCCUCGUCCGACGUCGAAAUUCUGUUUCGUCAAGAACGGGAUGCUCCUGGGAUCGUCCUCUUCGCGAUGAUGCCAAGAUUUUAGUUUGGUUGAGGUCGGCUAUGCCGGAACCGCCGUCGCGACUUCCCGAUGAGUCUCGUACGCCUCUAGCGUAUCCACCGUCGAGCGAGGGUGAUGGCGUGGUGGGACAGCGGGAUGGGAGUCCGAGGCUAGUGCUGUUCAUCGCUGAUUCGAGGAGAGAGGAUUGGGGACGCCAGUUGGGGAUGUGGUACGGGGAAACUGGGAUUAGUUUUUCUUUUAAGCUUCUUCCGCUGCGCUGUUGAGUAUAAGAGAGAGAGAGAGGAAGCGUCCGAGUGGGGGUUUCUCUCCGUUGCUGUUGCCGUAAAAUACGAAGAGAGUGUGUAAAUGGGGUUAUAAGGGUUUGGAGUAGAGAGUCCGCUGGGAAGGGUAAGGGGUUAUAUUCAGAACGCAAGUAAAGAUACAUAGGUUUAUUUCAGAGCGGGGCGCUUAGAACUGGCAGUGAGGCUAGUUUCUCUAUUAGCUGGAAGAAAGCUUUGUCGCACUCACCAAUCCAUUGUAGUCGUGACGCCAAUUUUUUCAGCAUUUGAAAGAACGGGGAAGACUUAUCUGCUGUCCUUGGGAUAAAGCGGCUCAGGGCGGCCAUUUCACCGUUGAACGCCUGGAUUUCCUUGACCGUCUUCGGCGAUUUUAAGUUGGUUAUGGCUUCUAUUUGCUUUGGGUUUGCUUCUAUCCACCUGCUAGUGAUCAUAAAGCCCAGGAAUUUUC